CUUUCCUAUCCUUCGUUCGAUGGAAGUCACCAGCACCCACUCUUGACAGCCUAGUAUGAAUUUGGAAAACAGAUCCACUAUCCAUUGUACAGCAUGUCUUCCGCAUCCCCGAAAAGUUCCCACGAGCUUAGGAACACAACAUGGACGGCUCAGAAACGAACAAGACCCACACGAUCAAACCAGUUAUCCUUAAUCCAGCCGCCAUAGCUGCAACCCCCGUCGAAGGCUUUUCCGAUUCCACGGGCGGCAACGUAACGUGGAAGACGCUCUUCUCGUCGCCGAAUAGCCCGACGAACACUUUUACCACGGGCAUUGCGAGAUGUAAUCCUAAAGGAGGAUAUCUGCAAUUACAUCGCCAUAAGCAAGCUGAGAUCUACCAUGUCACUCAUGGACAUGGUAUCGUUUCAAUAGAAGGUGUCGAAUACCCGGUGGAGAAGGGAACAGUGCUGUUUAUACCUGGGGAUGCAGAACAUGGCAUUCGGAAUACGAAUGAGCGUGAAGAGCUGGUUUGGUUGUACGUGUUUGCUACGGAUAAGUUUGAGGAUGUUGUGUACAGGUUUAAAAAGGAUGGGAAUUUGAAGUCGAAGCUCUAGGGCAGGAUAUGACAACAAUAAAGACG
This is a messenger RNA of Lindgomyces ingoldianus, 619 nucleotides long. RefSeq names its product RmlC-like cupin. NCBI's taxonomy places the organism in Eukaryota, Fungi, Ascomycota, Dothideomycetes, Pleosporales, Lindgomycetaceae. The transcript is spliced from 2 exons. The record is from RefSeq and is a predicted model, not a curated record. Bases 141 to 593 code for a protein of 150 amino acids.